GGCCGCCUCGGACCUCCCGCGCCCGCCCCGUGCUCUGCUCGCGGCAUGUUCGCGCCGGUGUCGGGGACUGCGUAGCGCCUCCCCGCCGCUCGAUGGCUUCCUCAGUGUCUUCGGACGACUCGUCUACUUGCACUUGAUCCAAUAUUGUGGGUGGCAGUCAUGGAUUAUCUGCGAGGUAAUGAGUGCCGCAGUUCCUGUCGCGUGCCGAAGCACAGGACUGCCACAGCAUCAGUGGUGGUACGUUGCUGCCGUCUGUUCCACGACUACGGAGUGCUCACCGUGAUGAACCCGCUGCCGGAGUGAGUAUCGUUCGACAUGUGGCGAGUGACUGUUACGACGUUCCUAUGCGCUCUACUACUCACUUAAUGGUGUCUUUCGCCGCAGCUAUGAUGUGAACCGCACUCAUGACUUAAGUUGCUAGCGGACAUACGUGUAGCUGCUCCUCGACUCUGUAGGCAUUUAUUGAUUCUAGUCGUUUUCUUCAUCAAUUUUCCUCCUAUAGGGUAACUCCUGCGUAUCCUCGGUUCAGCACUCGAAGACACCUAUUUAGUGAGUAUCAAACACACUGUUUGCCAUCUCACGUUCAAGAGGUGUAAGAAGGGCUUACGCUUACCGAAAAAUCUAGUCACUGUGACAGCUACAUAAUGCAGGUGCGAACGUAGGGAGUGGCUACGCAAUACGUGAGAGACUGUGUAAUGGCAGGCAGCUUUGGCGAUAAACUGAGUAGUUAGAAGUCACCCGUGAAGUUUCCUUACCUCAGAAUUGUGCCAAAGAGUGAAUGGUAACGUUUUAGGUGAUUAUCGUCUGUUGAAUAGUGAGGCGGAGAAAAGCAGAGAGACAAAGUGGUGUGUCAGCGUCGCAGGAGACAAGCGGCAAGAUAGAGCGCAGUGACGCACUGCUGUCAGCCGUAUCGGCGAUGCGGACGCCCGCUUCGCCGCCUGCCAGUGAGAACCUGCCGGCGGCGACCACGGACUGAGAACAGCGGCCAGCUGCCAGCGGCCGGCCGGGCGCGGCUCCUUUGAUGAAUCUCGCGCUGUCCGCGGCGCUGCACAACGCCUCCGAGGGCGCGGCCGUGGGCUCGCCCUUCCUGCCGGCCAGCUUCUUCAACGCCACCUCCUGGUCUGCGGGGGCGGGCGCCAACGGCAGCGUCGCCGCCGCCCCCGACGUGGGCGACGUGCCGCAGGUGCCCGCCUACAUCCGCACCGCCUCCACCGUCGCCUGCGUCAUCAUCAUGAGCAUCGGCGUGGCGGGCAACGCCAUGGUGCCGGCCGUGAUCCUGCGCAGCCGCGACAUGCGCAACUCCACCAACAUCUUCCUGGUCAACCUCAGCGUCGCCGACCUGCUCGUGCUCCUCGUCUGUACGCCCACCGUCCUCGUCGAGGUCCACUCGCGCCCAGAGGUCUGGCUGCUCGGAGAGACCAUGUGCAAGGCGGUGCCGUUCGUGGAGCUGACGGUGGCGCAUGCGUCGGUGCUGACCAUCCUGGCCAUCAGCUUCGAGCGCUACUACGCCAUCUGCGAGCCGCUGCGGGCCGGCUACGUCUGCACCAAGGCGCGCGCGCUGCUCAUCUGUCUGCUCGCCUGGGCCCUCGCAGCCCUCCUCACCAGCCCGAUGCUGGUGAUCGCGAAGGUCGAAUACCACGAGUACGCGGACGGGUCAGAGUUCGCGGCGUGCCUGAGCGAGGCGACGACGGCGUGGCCGCGGCUGUUCUUCGCGGCGAGCGCGGCGCUGUUCUUCGCGCUGCCGCUGCUGCUGCUGCUGGUGCUGUACGGCCGCAUCGCGCGCCACCUCGUGGCCGCCACCGCCCCCGCCGGCAGCGCCGCCCCCGCCGAGCCGGGCCCGGCGCGCGCGCGCCGCCAGGUGGCGCUCAUGCUGGCCACAGUCGUGCUCUCCUUCUUCCUCUGCCUGCUGCCCUUCCGCGCCUUCGCCCUCUGGGUCAUCUUCGCGAGCGACGAGGCCGUCACCGGGCUCGGCCCCGAAGCUUACUUCAACCUGCUGUACUUCUGCCGCACCAUGCAUUACGUCAACUCGGCGAUGAACCCCAUCCUGUACAACCUGAUGUCGUCCAAGUUCCGCGCUGGGUUCGCGCGUCUGUGCGGCCUGGGGCGGCGGCGGCGGCGGCGGCUGGCGCUGCUGAGGGGCGGUACUUCUCUUUCUUCUCCUCAGUCAUCUGACAGGCGUUGCCGUUCCACAGGACUACAUCCAGCAUCUCUACGAUCGUCUCCAUGGGAGAAUAGCAGCCUUCCCGUUAUCCUGGUGGCUGAGUACGGCACGGAGGAGUACUUCGACGGCUCGAUGGUGCCCGUGUGUUUCUCCAUGGUGGACUCGUUCUGGCCGGCGUUCUUCUUCCUGGCGACCAUCGCCGUCUUCUUCCUGGUUCCGCUCAUCAUCCUGGUGGUACUGUACGGCGUCAUCGCGCGGCACCUCAUGGCCAACCCACGCAUCAUGUCCGUGCAUCAGCAGCUGCACUACAGGUACCGCAAGCAGGUGGUGCUGAUGCUGGGCACGGUGGUGGCUGCGUUCUUCGUGUGCCUGCUGCCGUUCCGCGCCUUCACCGUCUGGAUCAUCGCCGCGCCGCCGGAGACGGUCGUCUCGAUCGGCUACGAGAACCACUACGGGCUGCUGUGUCUGUGCCGCGUCAUGCACUACCUCAACUCGGCGGUGAACCCCAUCCUGUACAACCUGAUGUCGUCCAAGUUCCGCGACGGCUUCUCGCGACUGUGCUGCCGCUGCGGCUGCGCCGGUGGUCCGCUGGGCCGGCGAGGCACGGGCCUGUCCUCCAGCGCGACCGCCACCACUGUACGCUCCUCGGCGGGUGAUUCGCUCUGGAGGCGGCCGGGCCGCGCCUCCUCCAGCUGCAGCCGCAGCCGCAGGGCUGAGCGCCGCCUGCUGCACCACAUCGCCAGAGAGUGCUCCGUCUCCGUCCACAACGGCGUCUGCGCCGUCAAGGCCGGCCGCUCCAAGGACGUCUCUUACCUGUGA
Messenger RNA from Schistocerca gregaria, 2980 nucleotides. Its product is annotated as kappa-type opioid receptor-like. Gene Ontology annotation, cellular component: plasma membrane. The transcript is spliced from 9 exons. The coding region runs from base 1022 to 2980 and encodes 652 amino acids. NCBI's taxonomy places the organism in Eukaryota, Metazoa, Arthropoda, Insecta, Orthoptera, Acrididae. Gene Ontology annotation, biological process: G protein-coupled receptor signaling pathway. Gene Ontology annotation, molecular function: G protein-coupled receptor activity. The record is from RefSeq and is a predicted model, not a curated record.